Molecule: messenger RNA, 1450 nt
Organism: Aspergillus campestris IBT 28561
Lineage: Eukaryota; Fungi; Ascomycota; Eurotiomycetes; Eurotiales; Aspergillaceae
Exons: 6
Coding region: 1-1449 (482 amino acids)
Cellular component (GO): mitochondrion
Source: RefSeq, a predicted model, not a curated record
AUGUUUGAUGCGACAAUAUCAACUAAGAGUAAUGCAUUAGAUUACAGCGUCAGAGCGCUCAAAUACAUAGCUGCGAGAAGCGUGGCGCGGAAAAGGGUUGUUUGCACCAAAAGGAUCGCGGAGGGUGGCUUCAACAGAGUUUGCCUCUUGACAAUGAACGAUGGAUUCGAGAUUAUAGCAAAGAUCCCUUGCGCGGUCCCAGGCCCGAAAACAUAUGCUACUGAAAGCGAAGUUGCGACGCUCGAUUUCUUGCGGUCAAAGGGUGUGCCCGCGCCGCAGGUUUAUUCAUAUUCUUCACAGAGCGAUAGUCCAGUGGGUAGUGAAUACAUUGUCAUGGGGAAAGCUCGUGGACAGCCUUAUGUUGAACUUGAACAGAAGCUCUUCUCGAUAAAUUUUAUUUCGUACGGCAGCCUCUAUUACACGGACAAAUUACCUCCAAAUAUUCGGGCGCCACUCUAUGAUCAUUCGAAUGGUUACGAAAGCCAUGAUGAGAUGCGAUUCUGUAUCAGCCCCUCUGCAGACUAUACUUUUUGGCGGGGGCGUCGUGCCCUUCUGAAUAUCGAUCGUGGGCCUUGGCACAACCAUCAGGACUAUAUCCGCUUUAUCGUUCCUCAUAACAUCAUACUCAAAGGGAAUUUGUCCUCUUCUUUAUAUCUGGAGCUGCUAGAGAAGUAUCUAUCCAUGGUACCCCAUAUUCUACCCGAAUCUCGCAGUAGCCCUGUGAUCCAGCCCACACUGCGUCACCCAGAUCAUAAUCCUUCCAACAUAUCUGUUACAGAGUCAGGUGAAAUCUCGUGUAUCAUUGACUGGCAACAUUCUUCUAUCCUUCCUCUGCUUCUCACGGCUGGCAACCCGCCUCUUUUCGAAAACCCUGACCCGGAGCCUCCGAAAAACCUCGAAAAGCCUAGUUUACCAGAGGAUUAUGUGUCUUUGAGUCCCGAGGAACAAACACAAGCUGAUGAGCUGCACCGUCGGAGGAUGUUAUUCUAUCUAUACAUGGUAUUCAACGGCAAAGAUAAUAAACCCCACCUUGACGCGCUCCGCGAUCCGCUAUUAGCACUACGACAACACCUAGUCGAUAGAGCUGGUCGACAGUGGAGUGGCAAUACCAUCACGCUGAAGGGCGCACUAUUGAGGCUGGCAGCUCGCUGGGACCAAUUAGCGGGUGAGAGCACUGUCGAAUGCCCAGUUCAGUUCGAGCCUGAGGAAACGAAGCAGUUCUACGACACAGAAGAUCAGUGGUUCAGAGCAACAAUUCUCCUUGAACAUUGGCGAUCGCUCCUGGAUGAUCUGGGAGAGGGCGGAUCGGUCAGGCACAAAUCUUACAAUAGGGUCGUGGAGACUAACCGCCAGCUUAAGGAGCAUUGGCUGGCGGAAGCAGAAGAUGAUGAGAACUAUGUAUCUGUUGAUAAGUUCUGGCCGUUCCAGGAUCAUGAAGAGAUUGAUUGAC